Molecule: messenger RNA, 588 nt
Organism: Microthlaspi erraticum
Lineage: Eukaryota; Viridiplantae; Streptophyta; Magnoliopsida; Brassicales; Brassicaceae
Source: the annotation of a GenBank genome assembly
AUGGGCACUAAGGUGCAUCUGAGUACAGCUUAUCAUCCGCACACAGAUGGUCAGUCAGAGAGGACUAUUCAGACCUUGGAGGAUUUGCUGAGGAUGUGUGUGUUGGAUUGGGGUGGCCAUUGGGCAGAUCACCUGAGCUUAGUUGAGUUUGCAUACAACAACAGCUUUCAGGCGAGUAUUGGCAUGGCUCCAUUUGAGGCUUUGUAUGGGAGGCCAUGUAGGACACCCCUAUGCUGGACCCAAGUGGGGGAGCGCAGCAUGUAUGGAGCUACUUAUGUUCAGGAGACGACAGAGAAGGUUCGUGUUGUGAGGCUGAACAUGAAGGAGGCUCAGGAUAGGCAGAAGAGUUAUGCAGAUAGACGCAGACGAGAGCUUGAGUUUCAGGUUGGAGAUAGAGUUUAUCUCAAGAUGGCUAUGUUGAGGGGUCCUAACAGAUCCAUAGCAGAGAACAAGCUGAGUCCGCGUUUUAUGGGUCCGUUUCCAGUAGUGGAGCGAGUUGGGCCAUUGGCUUACAGGCUGGAGUUGCCUGAGAUUAUGAGAGCCUUUCACAAGGUGUUUCAUGUGUCGAUGCUGAGGAAAUGUCUUUAG